Molecule: messenger RNA, 1664 nt
Organism: Amphiprion ocellaris (clown anemonefish)
Lineage: Eukaryota; Metazoa; Chordata; Actinopteri; Pomacentridae
Gene: lipt2
Product: lipoyl(octanoyl) transferase 2
Exons: 4
Coding region: 170-853 (227 amino acids)
Biological process (GO): protein lipoylation
Cellular component (GO): mitochondrion
Molecular function (GO): lipoyl(octanoyl) transferase activity
Source: RefSeq, a predicted model, not a curated record
AGUUAAUAAGUAUUUCCAGAGAACACAUUUUAUUGUGAAAGGGUUUCGCGCAAACUGCGACCUCUCCGACCGUAGAAGAAGAGCAGAACAACAAACAUGGCGGCGGCCGCGGACAGCAGCAGGUUGAAGAGUCCAUGAAGCUGAAGAGUGUUCUGGUUCUCUGGUUCUGAUGGCGGGCUGCAGGCCAGUGGUAGAGGUGGUCCAUCUGGGUCUCCAGUCCUACCAGGAGGCUCUGCGGCUCCAGCAGGUUUUCGUGAACCGGCACCGGUCCGGUCCGGCUCACGCCCUGCUGCUGUGUCAGCACCCGCCGGUCUACACCACCGGGAUCCGGAACAAACCGUACCCAGAACCGCUGCUGGACCGGCUCCGGCUGCUGGGGGCCGACGUGCACCGGACCAACCGGGGAGGACUCAUCACCUUCCACGGACCGGGUCAGCUGGUCUGCUACCCGGUUCUGAACCUGGGCGGCUUCAAGAAGAGCGUCCGCUGGUACGUCGGUCAGCUGGAGGAAACCGUCAUCGAUCUCUGCAGGAGGUUCGGAAUCGAAGCCUCAACGUCUCCUCACACCGGAGUCUGGGUCGGAGACAACAAGAUCUGUGCCAUCGGGAUCCACUGCGGUCGCUACGUCACGUCUCACGGCUUAGCUCUGAACUGUAACACCGACCUGUCCUGGUUCCAACACAUCGUUCCGUGCGGCAUCGAAGGAAAAGGCGUGACGUCGCUGAGCGCCGAGCUGCAGAGAAACGUCACCGUGGAGGAAACCGUCCCUCACCUGCUGGACGCCUUCACACACCUGUUCCACUGUGAGCUGACCGCAGCUCCGGAGAGCCUCCAGGACGCUGCAGAGACUUGAAACGAUUAAACACCAUCGAUUCACACGGAGGCUUCAGAUUCGUGGUUUAUUGGACCUUUGAAUCCAUAUUUGGGUUUAAUUAAUGGUUAAUUUGAGGUUUUAAUUUAAGUUUUCUUCACAUAUUAACAGUUAAAACAAGCCGAGGUCACUGAGGGCAUCUGGUCUUUGUAUGAAAAUGCCUAAAUGAUAUUCAUUGAAGAAUGACUGGAUUUUUAACGUUUUAUCAAUCUUUGUGUGACGAGUUGUUAGAAGAUAUUACCACAUUUAAGCGUCUAUAAAUAAAACCAGUGUGUCGGAGAGAAACAAGCUUUUCUGGAAAUUUCAGACAAAAACUAUCUAUCGACCUCUACUUGUAAACAAUUUAGAGAUUAAAAACUAAAUUCUGUUCUAAAAUAUACAAAAACAAGAUAAAAAAUAUGCAAAGUAUGCUCUAAAACAAUAUUCAAGUUCUGAGGUAAAAACUAAAUUUGAAGAUUUAAAAAAAUCCAAAUUAUAAAUAUGGGGAAAAUGUUCCGAUAUAUGAGAUAAAGUAAUUCAAAUUAUGUCCUCUGGUUUCUAUGCACAGGAUGCUGUCGUUAAGAAAAGAAAAUGUUUUUAAAAACAGAAUAAAUCUCUGAAUUUUCAUCUUUGCAGCAGGCUUUGAACUACUCCUGUGUGACAUGCCGUUUCAUUUUAAAAAUUAAACAAAUCUCGGUUUACAAUCAAGAUAUUUCAUCAAAAUCACUUUAUUCUAUGUGUUUCUCUUGAAAAUGUGCCAAAAAUAGUGUUCACUCUAACUAGACUGUAGGAAAAAUAAAAAAAUUAACUGUGA